Messenger RNA from Colletotrichum orchidophilum, 1656 nucleotides. RefSeq names its product copper fist DNA binding domain-containing protein. The transcript is spliced from 2 exons. Gene Ontology annotation, cellular component: nucleus. Bases 1 to 1656 code for a protein of 551 amino acids. Gene Ontology annotation, biological process: intracellular copper ion homeostasis; intracellular iron ion homeostasis; positive regulation of transcription by RNA polymerase II. Gene Ontology annotation, molecular function: copper ion binding; DNA-binding transcription factor activity, RNA polymerase II-specific; RNA polymerase II cis-regulatory region sequence-specific DNA binding. NCBI's taxonomy places the organism in Eukaryota, Fungi, Ascomycota, Sordariomycetes, Glomerellales, Glomerellaceae. The record is from RefSeq and is a predicted model, not a curated record.
AUGCCGCUCAUCAACGGGCAGAAGAUGGCCUGCGAGCCAUGCAUCCGUGGUCAUCGCUCCACCAAAUGCACCCAUGCGAAUGAACGCUUGAUGGUCCCCGUCCGAAAGCCCGGCAGGCCCUUGAGCACAUGUCCUCACCCGCCCGCCCGCGGUUGCGGCUGCGGUAGUGUAACAGCCGCCAUCCCAAGAAAGCAGAAAUGCGGCUGCGGCUCCAGUAACGGCGGAACGCCCGCAGAAUCACCCGGUAUCGUCAAGGCAGAGUCGCCAAUGAGCGACGCCCCGCCAAUGUCCCCGACCAAGGCAUCCGCAGCCUCUUUUCGCAUACAAAAGUCCGCCCCUAAGGCGACCAGUCGCAAGCAGUCGUUCGACCCAGUAAACUUCGAGAGGAUGGACGCCGCCAACAUCAACAUACUACCCCCUUACGAAACGGCUCAAGCGAAUCAUAUACCCCAUGCAAACGGUGGCAUGCCGGGCAUGACCACGCCGAGAAUGGGGAUGGAGUACGGCGGUAUGACCAUGAUGGGCAGUGUGAACGGCGCCUUCCACCAACCCAUGAUGUAUCCGAUGUUCCCGCAGCAGAUGCCUGCGCCCAUGUUCCCACCGGGAGCUGCCAUAGCGAUCCCUCAGACGAAUGCCCUAUCCUCGACUGUUAAAACACCACAGACUUCAACAACGCCCAUCCCUAUAGCGGCAUCGAAUGAAGGAUCUUGUUGCUCAGGAAAGACGAAUGGGACGCCGAAGUCAGCCCCUGCAUCAUCCCUGACGAGUACCAGUACGGGUGGCUCAUGUUGCUCAGGGCCGAACAAGGCCGAGGGGAGCUCAACACGGCCUUCCAGUGUCAGCUCAAGCCCCAAGACGCAACCAAAGCCGAAGACAGGAGGUUGUUGUUCUGGCAAGGCGCCUGCAAUAGACACGAACGUACAUCAAAUGCCGAAUGGUCACAUGUCGCCGUCGAGCGCCAUAGCUAUGUCGCCUUUUCAGACACCGACUGCUAUACCCCAGGGCAUGUACAAUUCAUACUUUCAACCUACUGUAUUCACAUAUCCGCCGCAAUACGGAUCUUGGAUGUCGCCGCUGCAGCCUGCUCAGUGGAAGCAGCAGAUGGAGGCACAGCAGUAUGGACAGCCAAUCCCGCAGCCAGCUUCGUACGGCGGGAUGCCGAACUCGCUUUUUACCCCGGAUGGCACAACUCCAAUGAUGCCCGAGUCGACAUCACACAUGUGUAGCUGUGGCAACGGCUGCCAGUGUGUAGGCUGUGCGGCUCACCCUUAUAACGACGCGACGCAAGACUACGUGCGAUCUGCAUACACCAGCAUGCUGGACGACUCUUAUGGAAUGACGAAUGGUACAAACGGCACGAAUGGCACGAACGGGCACGCGGAGACUACGAUGAACAACGGGACUGGCGCCCGCGUAAUGGAUGCACACACGAAUGGCGAGAAUAGCGGUUCUCCUGCUGGGCCGCAAACGCCUUCCGAUGGAGCCUCAGUGUUGAGCGAAGAACAGGCACUAUCGGCGAACGACUUCUUCUUUGUGACGUACCCGUUCAACGGCGAUGGAUGUGCUGGCGAGACGUCCUCGUGCCCUUGCGGCGACGAUUGUCAGUGCCUCGGCUGCUCGAUACACAACAAUUCGCCCAUACCCGAGUCAGGAUGA